GGAAAGGACUUCCAUAGUUUCUGGCAUUAAGAUGAACGAAAACCUUCAAAGAAAUCACAAAACAGCUACACUCACCAACACGAAGCGCUGGAGCAAAUAAAAUGGAGUCUACUCUCAAGAAAUAUUUUGGUUUUUCCGAGUUCCGUCCUUAUCAAAAGGAGGUCAUUCAUCAAAUUAUAGACAAAAGGGACUGUCUUGUUGUCAUGGCGACUGGGAGCGGAAAAUCUUUAUGCUAUCAGAUUCCUCCUUUGCUCACUGGAAAGACGGCCGUAGUCGUUAGCCCUCUUAUAUCUUUGAUGCAAGAUCAGGUGAUGAGUUUAAAACACAGAGGCAUCAAAGCUGAGUAUCUUGGAUCCUCGCAGACUGAUCCUACUGUCCAGACAAAAGCCGAGACUGGUCAUUUUCAUUUACUGUAUAUGACUCCAGAAAAAGCAUGCUUAAUUCCCAGAAGUUUUUGGUCCAAGUUGCUGAAAGUGGGAAUUUCACUGCUUGCCGUUGAUGAAGCACAUUGCAUAUCAGAGUGGGGCCAUGAUUUCAGGGUCGAAUAUAAGCAGUUAGAUAAGUUACAUGAUACUCUGAUGGAUGUUCCAUUUGUUGGCUUAACUGCAACUGCUACUGAAAAGGUCCGCAUUGACAUUAUGAGUUCCCUAAAAAUGAAGGAUCCUUAUGUUGCCAUUGGAUCAUUUGAUCGCAAAAACAUCUUCUAUGGUGUGAAAGUUAUCAAUCGUGGUCAGUCAUUUGUCGAUGAGAUUGUGAAAGAAAUUUCAAUGUUUGUAGCUAAUUCUGGUUCAACUAUUAUUUAUUGCAUGACAAUCAAAGAUGUUGAGCAGGUUUUCAAGGCACUUUUGGAGGUAGGAAUUAAGGCUGGAAUGUAUCAUGGUCAAAUGGAAAGUAAAGCUCGUAAGGAGUACCAUAGAUUAUUUAUUACAGAUGAACUUCGUGUUAUGGUUGCCACUAUAGCUUUCGGCAUGGGUAUUGAUAAGCCUGACAUAAGACAUGUAAUACAUUAUGGUUGCCCAAAGAGUUUGGAAUGCUAUUAUCAGGAAAGCGGCCGAUGCGGUAGAGACGGUAUAGCUUCCACUUGUUGGCUUUAUUUUGCAAGAAGUGACUUUGCAAAGGCUGAAUUCUACUGUGGAGAAUGCCAAACAGAAAACCAAAGAAAAGCUGUCAUGGAGUCACUGUUGGCUGCACAACGCUAUUGCUUAUCAACAACUUGCAGAAGAAAGCUGUUGCUUAAUCACUUUGGAGAAAUAUUUUCAGCUGACAAAUGUGGAAAUUGUGAUAACUGCACAAUCUUAAAGAGGGAGCAGGACAUGUCUAAGGAAUCAUAUAUAUUAAUGGCUUGCAUUCAAGCAUGUGGGGGUAAUUGGGGCCUCAAUAUUCCUAUAGAUGUUCUUCAUGGGUCUCGAUCAAAAAAGGUUCUUGAUGCUCACUUUGACAAGCUUCCAUUUCAUGGACUUGGGAGAGAUCAUUCAUCAAACUGGUGGAAGAGUCUGGCUUACCAGUUAAUCUCUUCUGGUUAUCUGAUGGAGACUGUUAAAGGUGUUUACAGAACUGUAAGUGUCAGUCAGAUGGGAAAACAAUAUCUUAGUUUGGCAACACCUGAUCAUCAACAACCUUUAGUUUUGCCACUAACCGAUGAAAUGAUUGAUCAACAUGAAAGCACAUCAAGCAAAAAUGGAGAAUUGAAGAGUUCAGUGACAUCAGAACUCGAGGGAUUUUCAGAGGCUGAGGCAAAACUUUAUCACAUGCUGGUAGAGGAGAGAAUGAAACUUGCAAGAUUCUCAGGAACUGCUCCAUAUGCUGUAUGUGGUGACCAAACUAUAAAGAAAAUUGCAUUAACAAGGCCAUCUACUAAAGCAAGGUUGGCAAACAUCGAUGGAGUCAACCAGCACCUUGUAAUGACCCACGGGGAUCAUCUUCUUCAAACUGUUUGGCAUCUAUCUCAAGCACUAAACCUUUCCCUGGAUGCGGAAAUAGGUGUUCAGACUAUUUCAACAAGAAAACUUUAUCCAGUAGCCAACAACCAAAGAAAGUUGGCUCCUGCAAAGUUUGAAGCUUGGAAAAUGUGGCAUGAAGAGGGUCUUUCAAUUCAGAAAGUUGCUAACUGCCCUGGUAGGUCAGCUCCUAUAAAAGAACAAACUGUUGUUGAGUAUCUUUUAGAGGCUGCACAAGAGGGAUUUGAGAUGGAUUGGACCAGACUCUGUGUUGAGGUUGAACUGAAAAACGAAAUUUUGUUAGCCAUUCAGGGUGCAAUCUCAAAGGUUGGCUCCACGGACAAGUUGAAACCCAUCAAGAAUGAACUACCAGAUGAUAUAAGUUACCUACAUAUCAAGCUUUUUCUAGCAAUGGAAAAGUGUGGGAAGUUGCAGGAAAUGAUACCAGCUAGCCACACCAAAGCUGAUGAAUUUCUGAUGAAGGCACUGCAACAACAUUCUGUUGAUGCAUGCCACAUUGAAGAACCCCAUGAAGUUGAAGAGGCGAAGGAAAUGGUUGCUAAUUGUUCAUCUUACAAUAAAGAAGAAAGAACCUCUCUUACUUCCGCAAGUGCCAGGGGACCAGAGCUAGCUCAUGAUAACAAUGAUGAAGACAACGAUGAACCUGGUUCUAUUAAACGCCAAAGAGUUGAGAAUGAAGCUGAAAGAUCCAGUGCAUUUGAAGUGACAGAGAGUUCCAUAUUAAACUUGCUUCAAGAGUUUGACAAUGGGGUUUCACCGUCUGAUAUUUUGGAAUACUUCAAUGGAUCUGAAGCGGGAGCUGUUAUCAAUCUGCUGAGUAGCCUGGAAGGUGAAUUCAUCAUAUUUAAGAAGAAUGAUCUUUAUAGGCUAUUGUAAUGCUGUAGCUGCAUUGGAUUGCUGAAUAUAGAUUGCCUAGGUAAAUGCAACUAACUUGUGAUAUUCAACAAUGGCCUUUUUGUUCAUAAAUGGAAUUCAUUUCAAAUUGCUGUUGUUGGCAAACAAAGAAAAGAGAAGUAUUAGUGUAAGAAUUCCGGUGGCUUGGUUCA
Molecule: messenger RNA, 3004 nt
Organism: Mangifera indica (mango)
Lineage: Eukaryota; Viridiplantae; Streptophyta; Magnoliopsida; Sapindales; Anacardiaceae
Product: ATP-dependent DNA helicase RecQ-like
Exons: 20
Coding region: 102-2834 (910 amino acids)
Biological process (GO): double-strand break repair via homologous recombination; DNA replication
Cellular component (GO): cytoplasm; chromosome; nucleus
Molecular function (GO): four-way junction helicase activity; nucleic acid binding; ATP binding
Source: RefSeq, a predicted model, not a curated record